GAAGUCGUGUGAUUCUCAAACUAUGGCUGAAGGUACAGAAGCGUCUGUUGAGUUUGGACUGGUACAUCGUGCUCUGGUGUUUCUGCGUAUUCAUGCUUUUUUCUCCAGUUUUGUCAAAUUCCUGGAUGCAACCCUGAGGUCAUGGGGGAUCAGUCACUGGCUGCCAUCAUGGUGCCCAACAUCUCAGAGCAAACUGGAAGAGGCAGAGGAGAGGAUGCUGCAGUCCAUCCAAAGCAAGUUCUCCAAGAUGUUUGUCCAUAUCUCCAAUGACAAGAAGCUGUGGACGCUGGUGUUCAGUGACAGUGCAGAGCAGAAGACUCCUCUGGUGCUGCUGCAUGGUUUUGGUGGUGGAGUGGGGCUCUGGGCUAUGAACCUGGAUGCUCUCUCCCAGCAGAGACCCGUGUAUGCUCUUGACCUGCUCGGAUUUGGUCAGAGUAGCAGGCCUCAUUUCAGCAACGAUGCCCAGGAAGCCGAAACUCAGUUUGUGGAGUCCAUCGAGGAGUGGAGGGAAAAACUAGGCCUGGAGAGUGUAAUCCUGCUUGGCCACAACUUGGGCGGAUACCUGGCAGCAGCCUACUCUCUUAAAUACCCUUCCAGAGUAAAACAUCUGAUCCUGGUGGAGCCGUGGGGUUUUCUGGGGUGUCCAGAGGUCGGUGAACAGGACAGACCCUUUCCUGUGUGGAUUAAAGCCCUCGAGGUCGUCCUGAGACCCUUCAACCCACUGGCUGGCCUUCGGCUUGUCGGACCGCUCGGUCCAGGUCUAGUGCAGAUUGUGCGGCCUGACUUUAAAAAGAAAUAUGCUGCCAUGUUUAAUGACAACACAGUCACAGAGUACAUCUACCACCUUAAUGUCCAAAGCCCAAGUGGGGAAACAGCUUUCAAAAACAUGACCAUUUCAUACGGCUGGGCCAAGCGGCCCAUGCUGCAGCGCGUUGGCCUGAUUCACAGUGACAUUCCCAUUACUGUGAUCUAUGGGUCACGCUCCAGUAUAGAUGGCCACUCCGGCAAUUCAAUCAAAGAAAUGAGGCCAAAUUCCCACGUGGAGCUAAUAGCUAUACGAGGAGCAGGACACUAUGUAUUUGCUGACCAACCUGAAGACUUCAACCACAGGGUACUCCAUGUGUGUGACUCAAUGAGCUGAAGGGUGAUGAGGAAUGACUGUCUUUAUUUUUUUAUUUAUUUUUUUUUAUGUUGAACUCAUUACAUUCCUUAUUAACACAGACAAAAUAGCAGGCCAGAGUGCCUCUGUAAAUCUGUAUGUAUUUGCAUGCUGCAGUACAGCAUGUGUCACUACAUCGUGUCCUUUACCAGACACACGUUUUGCACGCUGCAGGUUUGCUGAUCACUGAUCACUGGAAUUAUAAUAACUAUUGUCAUGACUGUUCUCAUUCAGGGAUUGAUGUUGAGUAUGGUUUCAGUUUACAUGAGUGUACCUGCUCACAAUAACCAUUCUCUGGGUUAUGAACUGUUGCAUGCAGUAAGUGUAGAGUUUCAGUAAUAUGAAAGGCAUAAAUAGCAUUUAAAAUGUAGUUAUUAAUUUGCAUUAAUGGAGGUUGUGGGGAAAGUUAAAUACAAUUGAAUAUAUUUCACUGAUACACAAACUGAUAAAUUUAGCAGCUGUCAUUAAACAACAACCACUAAGUGUCCGGUCCUGUCCACGUUUAGCAAAUUUAUACUAAAUGUUCUACAUUCAGAGUUCACCUUACACUGGGAUUUAUUCCGGACAGGACGGGACACUUAGCGGUUGUUGUUGAAUGACAUCUGCUAAAUUUAGCAAAUUUAUGCUAAAUGUUCUCAUUUUUAGGACAUGGCCCUUUCUUUCUACCUCAUGACUAAGAAAACCUCUGCAACUAGGAAACAGGAGCAGUGUUCACUUUACACUUGGAUGUUUUGUGCAAUCUAUAAGCUGUGUUUUAUUUUUAAUUUUACUCUUCACAAAAGAGGUAGAGAGGUUUGCAAUGCAGUGAUUGUGUCAUUCAUAUAUAUAUAUAUAUAUAU
Tachysurus fulvidraco (yellow catfish) is the source of this 1998-nucleotide messenger RNA. It is a transcript of the gene abhd5a, whose product is annotated as abhydrolase domain containing 5a. Gene Ontology annotation, cellular component: lipid droplet. Bases 23 to 1141 code for a protein of 372 amino acids. NCBI's taxonomy places the organism in Eukaryota, Metazoa, Chordata, Actinopteri, Siluriformes, Bagridae. The transcript is spliced from 8 exons. The record is from RefSeq and is a predicted model, not a curated record. Gene Ontology annotation, biological process: positive regulation of triglyceride catabolic process; negative regulation of triglyceride storage.